Messenger RNA from Notothenia coriiceps (black rockcod), 1646 nucleotides. RefSeq lists its product as uncharacterized. The transcript is spliced from 6 exons. Gene Ontology annotation, molecular function: DNA-binding transcription factor activity, RNA polymerase II-specific. Gene Ontology annotation, biological process: regulation of transcription by RNA polymerase II. Gene Ontology annotation, cellular component: nucleus. The coding region runs from base 275 to 1192 and encodes 305 amino acids. Lineage: Eukaryota; Metazoa; Chordata; Actinopteri; Perciformes; Nototheniidae. The record is from RefSeq and is a predicted model, not a curated record.
GUCACAGUUGCCAGCAGAGAGCUGCGCAGCCGCUCUGCCUCAGCAGGAGAGGACAGCGCAGCCAUUUCUCUACCCCUCACGAAAAGAAACCUCCAGCGGGGGUUUGUGAGGGUCUUUCACCCAAAUAACUUCCCCGACGUGCGGGAAUCAUGAAGUGAGCAGCACAUACCGAGGCGCAGCUCGAUCCCGGAGCUACAAACUUUCUCCCAAAUGUAACGCCUGCGCAGGCGACACACACACGCUCGGUCUUUUUUCCCGUUGUUUUCUGUCAGAAAUGGAGGGACAUCUGCAAGGCGACUGCGGGGACAUCGUGAUCCUGCAUGUGAAAACGGAAGCGGUGGAUGAGAACACGUCUGCGCUGGUUCUGAGCAGCCGAGGCUCGCCUGCGCCUUGCGGAGAUUCCGCAUGCCGAGGCGGGGAGCAGACUGCCGAGGAGCCGGGAGAGAACACCGCUGCUCCGGGGCUGCUGUACCCGGUGAGUACAGACCGCUUCUUCACCACAUCGGGGGACGGAAAGACGUACCUGAAGAUAGCUCCAGGUGAGAGCAUCAGUGUGAGAGGAUCACUCCCAGGGGCGCACCUUGCAAACAGGCAAGGCAGGCAACUGCUUGGGGCCACGGACCAGAAGGGGCCCCCCAAAGAAGCGUCAGCGAUGCCUCCUUCCCCCUCAGAGAAGACGCUUCUCUCCGGCUCUGAUUUCUCCUCCAAAGCCGUGCUGUGUCUGAUUGAGGCGGUGGGCCGGCGCUGGGGCCUCUACGAGACCCGGGAGCGCUCACAGCUCUUCCAGAGUGUCCAGGAGGAAAUGGCCUCCAAGGGCCACCUGCUUCCUGUCGAAAAGAUCCGCCGCAAGUGGAACAACCUCAUCGUCACGUACAAGAGGGUCAAAGACCGCAGCCAGGAGACGGGACACGCCAAAACGUCCUGGGAGUUCUUCGAUGCGGAUCAUCUGAAAGCAGGAAACUACAGAGGAGGAUUGAAAUGGGCAAAGAUCUUGAGGAUCCACAAAGUGCGGUGUGAUUGUAAACUGUGCAAACCAGGAAGUAAGGAUCUGGAUGAUGAGAAAAACGAUGACGAGUGUUUCAUAUGUAAAACUGAAGAAGAAGAAGACGAGUUUGUGAUGUGUGAUACCUGCCCCCGCUCCUUCCAUAAGAAAUGCCACCUUCCUCAUGUAGAGGACAACAUCAUAGGGUGAGCUUUGAAUCAAAACAAAAGAACAAAAAAAUGUGUUCCCCUUGAAUCUGGAUUAAUACUUGAUUCUGGUUGGCUGCAGGUUGUUCAUUAUUUUCUUAUAAAGGACACCUACCAAGUAGUUCAAGAGACAUUGUUUUUCCACCAGUCUAAACUCAUGGAUGUAUCUAAAUGAUAGCAAUGUGACUUGCUUUGGCCUCGAAAACUGACAUCCAUAAAAAAAUGUAGAUUAAACUUCAACUGGAGAACACUACUUAAUUCAAUACAUUGUAUUGUAAUGCAAGUCACCUAAUCUACUUUAUUUCGGUAAAAGCAUCGCUGCCUUGGCAGAGACCCUGCUUUAUUACAUGUUAAACUAACUGUUCAACUUUAUAAAUCAGCUUCUAAAUGCUCUACGCAAGUGUUAUGUCACGUGGUUUCACUUAUUUAAAGAGGGAUCGAUGUUAUAUACUGUUGAA